Messenger RNA from Linum tenue, 807 nucleotides. NCBI's taxonomy places the organism in Eukaryota, Viridiplantae, Streptophyta, Magnoliopsida, Malpighiales, Linaceae. The record is from the annotation of a GenBank genome assembly.
AUGGGUUCUGUGGAACAUGGGCUUGGGAGGUUCUUCUUCCUUUAUGGACAUGGUGGAACAGGGAAAACAUAUUUGUAUAAUACAAUUAUUGCCAAGCUUCGCAGCCAACAUAAGAUAGCUUUGGUUGUUGCAUCGUCCGGCAUUGCAGCGACCUUGCUGCCAGAUGGUUCUACUGGUCAUUCCCGGUUCAAGAUACCAAUAGAUGUCGAUGCUUCUUCUACGUGCAAGGUUAAAAAGGGGACUCACCUUGCCGAACUUCUGCAGCAAACUUCGCUCAUUGUAUGGGAUGAGGCACCUAUGACUCAUCGCUUUUGCUUUGAAGCUCUAAACAGUCUUCUUGGUGGGGAUUUUCGUCAGAUUCUACCAGUCAUACCUGGCGGCGGCCGCGAGGAAACCCUCAAUGCAUCAAUCAUACGUUCGCCCUUGUGGGCUCAUUGCAACCUUUUGUGUUUGCAGGAAAAUAUGCGCAUAAAUUCGGAUGCAGUAAAUCAGGAAGCAAUCUUCAACGGUAUGACAUUCGCACAAUGGGUUCUCACAGUUGGGAACGGUCUUCUACCUGUGAGGUCCUUGGAUGAGAACUCUGAAAGAAGUUGGACCACAAUUCCUCAUUAUCUGAUCUUACCACCUAAUGGCACAUCCAUUCAACCGGUUGUUGAUUUCGUGUUCCAUGGACUGGUUGACUUUUACAGGUCAGUUUCCUACUUGAAGAAUCGUGCUAUAAUCACCCCACAAAUGAAACAGUGUCUACCAUUAAUGAUGUUGUUCUUUCCUACAUUCCUGAGAAACCCAAGAACUACUACAACAUAG